This is a messenger RNA of Cajanus cajan (pigeon pea), 918 nucleotides long. Its product is annotated as Adenine nucleotide alpha hydrolases-like superfamily protein. NCBI's taxonomy places the organism in Eukaryota, Viridiplantae, Streptophyta, Magnoliopsida, Fabales, Fabaceae. The record is from RefSeq and is a predicted model, not a curated record.
UCAAUAACACAACACUUAUCUUUAAGGAACAAAGCACACCCCAUCUUAUUCCAGCGCUUUCAGGAACAUUCUUCUCUUAUGUAGUACUUUUCAAAACCAGGAGCUUAAUCAACAAACUAACUAAACCCCCUGAAUACCAAACACACACUAACUAUAAAACGGAACUCAACCUUGAGAUUUUUGGCAGCAUCAAUCAAAUAUGGGAAAGACACGCACUGUUGGCGUAGCUGUGGACUUCUCUGCCACCAGCAAAUUAGCCCUUCGUUGGGCCGUUGAUAAUCUCAUCAACAGAGGUGAUCAAAUCAUCUUGAUCAACGUUCAACCUCCCCAAUCUCAUCACACCCGAAAGGAGCUUUUUGAGGACACUGGUUCACCUUUGGUGCCUUUGGAGGAAUUGAGAGAGUUGAACUUCACUAAGCAAUAUGGGAUUGCUAGGGAUCCUGAGGUCAUAGAUAUCCUAGACACUGCCUCCAGGACUAAAGGGGCAAAGGCAGUGGCAAAGGUGUACUGGGGAGAUCCAAGGGAGAAAUUGUGUAAUGCUGUGGAAGAUCUUCACCUCGACUCUUUGGUUGUUGGAAGCAGGGGUUUAGGUCCCAUUAAAAGGGUGUUGUUGGGCAGUGUAAGCAAGCAUGUCAUGACAAAUGCUUCUUGCCCCGUCACGGUGGUUAAAGGAAAGCAGUCUUCCAAUUCCACACAUUAAUUGGGGCUCUGAAUCUAUACGAAUAAAAUCUAGAAGUUUGUUUCAAAGGUGCACGUGUAUGGGGAAAUUAACAAUGCUUGUGAUGAAACCAAAACAUUGUAUUAUACUAUUCAAUAAUUGUGUUUUUGGUCAUCUAUGUAAUAGGUUGUAAUCAUCAUGAUAGGUAUGAAUGUGUUAUAUUGAUAUCCAUUAAAUAAACUUUGUGAUUGGGAUGGAUU